This is a messenger RNA of Lynx canadensis (Canada lynx), 2677 nucleotides long. Its product is annotated as cytochrome P450 7B1. Gene Ontology annotation, molecular function: steroid hydroxylase activity; iron ion binding; heme binding. The coding region runs from base 391 to 1593 and encodes 400 amino acids. The record is from RefSeq and is a predicted model, not a curated record. Gene Ontology annotation, biological process: bile acid biosynthetic process; cholesterol homeostasis. Lineage: Eukaryota; Metazoa; Chordata; Mammalia; Carnivora; Felidae. The transcript is spliced from 6 exons.
GCCGCGGGUGGCAGCAGUGUCGCCGUCCCGAGAGAGACCCCUGGCUGGCCGCUGCGGCGCGCGGGAACCAGACGGCGGAAGACUUGUCCUCGGGCAUGGGCCUCUUCUCGCUGGAGCCCUUGCUGCCGCAGCUACUCAGCUUCCAGGGCCUGGCCCUCGCCGCGGCCCUGCUGCUCGGGGUCUUGUGCCUGAGCUCCAGGCGCACCAGGAGACCUGGUGAGCCUCCAUUGAUAAAAGGCUGGCUUCCUUACCUGGAGAGGCCCUGAACUUCCAAAGAUCCUUUAGGUUUCAUGAAAAACACUUCAAAAGCAACAUGGUGACACUUUCACUGUUCUCCUUGGGGGAAAGUAUAUAACAUUUAUCCUGGACCCUUUUCAGUACCAGUCAGUGAUGAAAAACCGCAAAUUAAGCUUUCGAAUAUUUAGUAAUAAACUCUUAAGGAAAGCAUUUUCCAUCAAAAAGAUGGAAACCAAUGAUGACCUGAACGAUGAUCUUCACAUCUGCUAUCAACUUUUACAAGGGAAAUCUUUGGACAUACUCACAGAAAACAUGAUGCAGAAUUUAAGACAAGUGCUUGAACUCCACCUACUAAAAGCCACAGAUUGGGUCAUGACACCGCUGUUGGCAUUCUGCAACUCAGUGAUGUUUGAGAUCACAUUUACAACCAUAUAUGGAAAAAGUCUUGCUGGUAGUACGAAGAAAUUUACUACUGAGCUAAGAGAUGAUUAUUUAAAAUUUGAUGACAAAUUCCCGUAUUUAGUGUCAGACGUACCCAUAGAGCUUCUAGGAAAUGUCAAGUCUAUUAGAAAUAAACUUAUAAAAAACUUGACAUCAGAACACUUAGCUAAGAUACAAGGAUGGUCAGAAGUUGUUCAAAUGAGGCAAGAUAUCCUGGAGAAAUACUAUACGCUCGAGGACCGUGAAAUAGGAGCACAUCAUUUAGGCUUUCUCUGGGCCUCUGUGACAAACACUAUUCCAACUAUGUUCUGGGCGAUGUAUUACCUCCUACAGCACCCAGAAGCUAUGGCAGUGCUGCGUGACGAAAUUGACCAUUUGCUGCAGUCAACAGGUCAAAAGAAAGGGUCUGGAUUUCCCAUCCACCUCACCAGAGAACAAUUGGACAGCCUGGUCUACCUAGAAAGCACCAUUCUCGAGGUUUUACGACUAUGCUCAUUCUCAAGCAUCUUCCGUUUUGUUCAAGAAGAUUUGACUAUACAUUCAGAGCCGCAGGACUACUGUCUGCGAAAGGGGGACUUGGUCGCCAUCUUUCCUCCAGCCUUACACUAUGACCCGGAAAUCUUUGAAGCUCCAGAGGAGUUCAGAUUUAAUCGUUUUGUAGAAGAUGGUAAGAAGAAAACCACCUUUUCAAAAAAGGAAAAAAAACUGAAGUGUUACCUAAUGCCAUUUGGAACUGGAGCCAGCAAGUGUCCAGGCCGAUUUUUGGCAAUUAUUGAAAUAAAGCAAUUGUUGGUUGUACUUUUAACUUAUUUUGAUUUAGAAAUAAUUGAUGAUAAACCUAUAGAAGCAAACUGCAGCCGUUUUCUGUUUGGUAUUCAGCAUCCAGCCUCUGAUGUUUUAUUUAGGUACAGGUAAAAUCUUAAAGAAGCUGAAAAGAAAGAAAAGAAAUCUAUCAAAACUAACCUAAAUGUCCUUGGCUUAUCAAUUUGUUUUGAAUUUCUGCAAAUGUAAUUGCUUUGUUUGUUGUUUGUUUGUUUGUUUAAGAAGUGUCAAUUUAUAUUUGAUCUGUGAUCAGUCCAGUGUGCACAAAACCUAUCAUAAAAUAAAAUAGAAUGUCGACAUGAAAAUGGACAUCAAAAUAAGCAUAAUGAUAAACUCAAAAUAGCUUUUUUAUGUUUUUCUACAUACUGUGAUUUCGCCUGUCAUAGUAAAUGUACCGCAAUAAAUUUGGCACUGUGGGAUUUUUUAAGUCAUUCAUGUUCUUUUCUAAUAUGUAAAACCACACUUUAUGUACAACUGGAAAUUUGUGCUAGAAAUGGACACAGUCUAACAAAUGCAAAAUUCUCAGAGAAGAAGGAAAUUAAAUUUUCAUGAGAUAAACCGAUGAAAAUGUUCCCUUCAGUGUAAUAUCAAUAAUAUCUAUAGCGCCUGAGUACGUUUGCAUUAAAUGAGUUUUGCAGUAGAUUAAAUGCUUCAACUUCACUUCAAUAUUUAAUCAUCCAUAAAUGUUCUUUAUCACUUUGUAUACUAUGGCUCAAUGCAACAAAAUUUCUUGUUAUGUAAGACCACUCAUGUUAAGUUAGAUACUGAUAAGAUGUAUAAGAACACACAAAACCUAUUGCAGAUUCAAGCCGUUGCCCGAGACAUCAGGUCUGUUGUUAGGAGCAAAUGUUGAAAUCGUUACAUGGUAGUGUUUGGUUUCACUGUCAACUGGAAGGGUUGUAUCAGCAUUGCAAUGAACUCUUUCCUAGAUGCUUCCAUUUAUAUAAACUGAGAAACUCGAUAGCAGGAUUUGUUCUUGACACGUCAUCUUUUGGACUUGGAGCUUAUUUGGAUUGAUUACGUAAUGCAAUAUAAUUUAUAUGCCAUAACGUAGCAUUGUGUCCAUGAUUCAAAGCUUUCUCAUUUCAGGGUACCAAGGGAUUAUUGGGCAUCUGACAUAAAUGAUGAUACUGUGUAUAAUCAGGAAAAGCAGGUAAUAAAAUUCAGUUAAUUUGUA